AUGUCUCUCUUCCACAGCUUCCACAGUCCUGCUGGCGACUUCGCCCCUCUCUUCCGCCUUCUGGACGACUACGAUGUCCACCGCUCGACCAGAGGCCAGACUUCCUCCGUGCGCUCCUUUGCACCCCGCUUUGAUGUCCGCGAGACCAAAGAUGCCUACCUUCUGGACGGCGAACUUCCCGGCAUCGCCCAGAAGGACAUUGAGAUUGAGUUCUCCGAUAACGAAACCCUCGUGAUCAAGGGCCGCGUCGAGCGCGAAUACCACUCCGGCACUCCCGAGCAGGCCACCCAGGAGCCCUCUGACAAACAGAAGGAGAGCACCGAGGUUGUGCAGUCCGGUGACAAGCAAGUCAGCAAGGCCGAUGACAAGGCCAAGCAUCGUUACUGGGUGAGCGAGCGCUCUGUCGGCGAGUUCCACCGCACCUUCCAGUUCCCGACUCCCGUCGACCAGGACAACGUCAAGGCCAGCCUCAAGAACGGCAUUCUGUCCAUCGUUGUGCCCAAGAAGGUCGUUGCUACUGGCGCCAGGAAGAUUACUAUCGAGUAA
This is a messenger RNA of Aspergillus thermomutatus, 546 nucleotides long. RefSeq names its product Hsp20/alpha crystallin family protein (gene HSP30). Gene Ontology annotation, biological process: response to salt stress; response to heat; response to hydrogen peroxide. The transcript has a single exon. The record is from RefSeq and is a predicted model, not a curated record. The coding region runs from base 1 to 546 and encodes 181 amino acids. Lineage: Eukaryota; Fungi; Ascomycota; Eurotiomycetes; Eurotiales; Aspergillaceae.